This is a messenger RNA of Monopterus albus (swamp eel), 2554 nucleotides long. RefSeq names its product DDAH family member 2, ADMA-independent (gene ddah2). The coding region runs from base 458 to 1330 and encodes 290 amino acids. The record is from RefSeq and is a predicted model, not a curated record. NCBI's taxonomy places the organism in Eukaryota, Metazoa, Chordata, Actinopteri, Synbranchiformes, Synbranchidae. The transcript is spliced from 6 exons.
UAGGCAGCUCAUCGUCGCCAUCUUGACACGCAGUUGGUCAGCAGGGAAAGGGAACGGGGAGCAGAGGAUAACGGGAGGAAGACGUUGUCGAAAUUAAAUCAAACAAAGGGCAACGCGGCAAAUUCUAGAGAGGCGACACGUAAAACAGAUUGGGAUCAUCUGCUUCCACAUCUUGGUAUCUGCAGAUGAGGGAAUAGCUGCUGGAAUGAAAGAAGGAUCAGACAGACAGGGCUGAUAAUGCUCUCUGCUUUUCUCCUGGACCUUCUGAUCCAUCCCAUCAGCUUCAUUUAGAGUUCAGCUGGUGUUUCUACAAGACCAGACUGUGAAAAAGCUGCAAACAAUAGCUGUAUACAUUUUUUUAUUACCUCGUCUCCUUGUAGAGCACAUUUAUUGGCAUUUUGUCAGAGCCCCUAUACUUGCUACUGUUUGUUAAAUACAGGCAGUCUUUAUUGAAAACAUGGCAAACAUGUGCCCUUAUGGCCGCUUCACCCACGCUGUGGUGCGGGGCAUGCCCGAGACCUUUGGGAAGGCUGUGGGAGAUGGUCAUGAGAACGGGGAGACCUCGGUGGACCUGGCCAAAGCUCAGCGUCAGUUUGGUUGCCUGACAGGAGCUCUGAGGCAGAAGGUGGGCCUGCAGCUGAUUGAGAUCCCCCCUGACCCUGAACUGCCAGAGAGCUGGAGGAUAGAGGAUGUGGCAGUCAUCCAGGGAGACACGGCGCUCAUCACCAGGCCCUUCAAACAGCAGAGACGCAGCGAGGUGGAGGCAGUGAGGAGAGUGAUGUCGGAGCUGAACCUGACUGUGGUGGAGAUGGGGGCUGAGGAGGGGGACUCUGGAGGGGCCACACUGGAGGGCAGUGACGUCCUCUUCACAGGGAGGGAGUUCUUUGUUGGUAUUUCCUCGCACACCAACUGCAGAGGGGCGGAGGUGCUGGCAGACACAUUUAGGGACUUUGCUGUGUCCACCGUCCCUGUCUGCGGAGGAGCUCGACUGAAAAACAUCUGCUCCAUGGGAGGUCCGGACACGGUCAUCUUCAGCAACGCCGACGGAGCCAAGAAGACUCUCCGGAUGAUGGAGCAGCUGACUGAUCACCACUAUGAAGUGCUCACUGUCCCCGAGGAAUCGGCAGCAAACUGCAUCUACAUCAAAGGUCCAUCUAAACGGGACUUCCUGCUCCACAGGCCCGCAGAGGAAUGUCCUGACAGCGUCUCUGCUUUCCAGAAGCUGCAGGACUACACCCUCCUGCCUACAGCCUGCAGCGAGGCCUCCAAACUGGGAGCGUCUUUGUCUUCACUCUGCCUCCUCAUCAACAGGAAGCAUACGUACUUCUGAAAAGUCCCCUCUACCAGUCAGUAUGUUGCACAGUGUUUACUUGCACAUAUUCAUGGCAGAGUGGAGGGAGCCUCAGACACAGGCCAAAUCACUAAACUCUCUUCCCUGUGUAAAAUUCUUGUCUGUUGAAUGCUACAUCUGUUUAUCAACAAACUGUUUGACUCGGGCGUCGCCCUGCCGGUCAAACAGUGCAGCACAGCUCCCCCGCAAAAGCUCAGCGACAAAAACUUUCCCUAAAACCACUAAAUUCAGCUGUAGUUCUGCACCGUUUUCACUUCUCAGCACCACCACUGCAUUGUCAUUUUUAAUGGGCAGAAUGGUAAAAACAGGGUAAAUAAAUGUAACAGUGUAUCUGCAGAGCUCCCUAAAUGAGACCUUUUAGUCAUUUUUAAUCAGAAUCCACUUUACUGGCCAGGUGUGUCGGACACACGAGGAAUUUGACUCUGGUACAUCGGCUCUGUGUGUAUGUACAUAUCUCACACUAAUACGUAGUUUAAUCCGUUUUGGCCAGCGUAUGAAGGAAAACCUGCAGGGACAAUAUGGCCUAGAUUUAUUGUCACAUUUUCUCAGUACUUCCCAGCAGUAUAUAACAUUUUUUAUGAUUCAGCUGAUGUGCCCUGAGUGGCAUAAAAUGUAGAGAUGCUAAUACCCAAUGACAAUUUUUAAGUCAAAUUCUAAAUUGUAAUUAACAGUGCCGAUAACACAAGAGAAACUACAAGGCUUUGUAAUACUCGAAGGUCUGAGGAAACGGAAUUCACUGCUUUCUGUACUAUCAACAUUCGUAUUUGCAGGUGUGUGUGUGUGUAUUGUAUGUCCGUCCAUAAAACAGGUCGGUAAACAUUUCAUUACUUAAAUAUUUGAUAAUUACAGGAUGUGUAGCUGCUAAGUAAAGAAAUGCAGAUUUUUGUCUUUAGCUUUCUUAUAUGAAUUUGUAGAAAGGUACAGUGAUGAAUAAAAAUAAGCCAAUAACUUGUACCAUUCACCUUGAUUUUGUGUGAUCUACCCAGCAGUUUGUUAGGUAUACCUGGUUGUAACUAAUGUAGCCUAAUCUAACUUCAUGAAGGUCAUCAGUUUUUGCUGAAACUGCUGAGGUACUGAGUCAACACUUUGUGCUACUGAGCUUAGCCUCGAGAUGAAUGGGUGGCCAAAAUGCUAACAUCUGACAAAAAAUUAUCACCAUGUACAAGAAUUUAUUGCAGGACUGUUGAAUUAGUUUUAGCUUAG